AUGUCUUCCUCUCUCGAGCAGCUCAAGGCCACCGGCACCACCGUCGUUUGUGAUUCUGGUGACUUUGCCACCAUCGGCAAGUACAAGCCCCAGGAUGCCACAACCAACCCUUCCCUGAUCCUGGCUGCUUCGAAGAAGCCCGAGUAUGCUGCCCUCAUCGAUGCGGCCGUUGCUUUCGGCAAGAGCAAGGGCAAGACUGUCGAUGAGCAGGUUGACGCCACCCUCGACCGUCUCCUGGUCGAGUUCGGCCGUGAGAUUCUGAAGAUCAUCCCCGGCAAGGUCUCCACUGAGGUCGACGCCAAGCUGUCCUUCGACACCCAGGGCUCCGUCAACAAGGCCCUUGAGAUUAUUAAGCUUUACGAGGAGAACGGCGUCUCCAAGGACCGCAUCUUGAUCAAGAUCGCCUCUACCUGGGAGGGCAUCAAGGCCGCCCACAUCCUGCAGUCCCAACACGGCAUCAACUGCAACCUGACCCUGAUGUUCUCCCUCGUCCAGGCCAUCGCCGCCGCCGAGGCCGGUGCCUUCCUGAUCUCCCCCUUCGUGGGUCGCAUCCUGGACUGGUACAAGGCCGCCCACAAGCGCGACUACACCGCACAGGAGGACCCCGGCGUCAAGUCCGUGCAGGACAUCUUCAACUACUAUAAGAAGCACGGCUACAAGACCAUCGUCAUGGGCGCCUCCUUCCGCAACACCGGCGAGAUCACCGAGCUGGCUGGCUGCGACUACCUGACCAUCUCGCCCAACCUCUUGGAAGACCUGUACAACUCCACCGAGGCUGUCCCCAAGAAGCUCGACGCCGCCUCCGCCACUAACCUCGACAUCCCCAAGCGCAACUACCUCGACCACGAGACUACGUUCCGCUUCGACUUCAACGAGGAGGCUAUGGCUGUGGAGAAGCUUCGCGAGGGUAUCUCCAAGUUCGCGGCUGAUGCCGAGACCCUCAAGGGUCUGCUCAAGGCCAAGAUCCAGGCUUAG
Penicillium canariense is the source of this 975-nucleotide messenger RNA. RefSeq names its product sedoheptulose-7-phosphate:D-glyceraldehyde-3-phosphate transaldolase TAL1. The transcript has 4 exons. Gene Ontology annotation, biological process: pentose-phosphate shunt; pentose-phosphate shunt, non-oxidative branch; carbohydrate metabolic process. Gene Ontology annotation, molecular function: transaldolase activity. Bases 1 to 975 code for a protein of 324 amino acids. The record is from RefSeq and is a predicted model, not a curated record. Gene Ontology annotation, cellular component: intracellular anatomical structure; cytoplasm. NCBI's taxonomy places the organism in Eukaryota, Fungi, Ascomycota, Eurotiomycetes, Eurotiales, Aspergillaceae.